This is a messenger RNA of Cucurbita pepo subsp. pepo (vegetable marrow), 876 nucleotides long. RefSeq lists its product as uncharacterized. The record is from RefSeq and is a predicted model, not a curated record. Gene Ontology annotation, cellular component: nucleus. Gene Ontology annotation, biological process: regulation of secondary shoot formation. Gene Ontology annotation, molecular function: DNA-binding transcription factor activity; sequence-specific DNA binding. Lineage: Eukaryota; Viridiplantae; Streptophyta; Magnoliopsida; Cucurbitales; Cucurbitaceae.
AUGAACCCAAACAUGUUUGGUUCUAACAACACCACCCAAACUAAUCACAUUGCUUUACAACAUCAGGAACAACAUGAGCAGAAUUUGUAUCUACAUUUCCCACAUCCUUUUCUCGACCACGAUGACCUGUUUUUAACCCACAUUUUGUCGUCCCAACAGUUCUUCAUUGGUGCGGAUUGUUGGGGAGAACGAGAACGAGAACAAGAACGAGAACAAGAACGAGAACAAGAACAAGAACAAGAACAAGACCAAGACCAUGAUCAGACCAAGCAAAAUUCGGAGAAGCCAAGGAUUGAAGUAGUGAAGCAGAAGAAGAAGAAAUGCAGUGGUAAUAGAAAAAAUGGAAGCUCCGGAAAGAAAACAGGGAAGAAGGACAGACAUAGUAAGAUCUACACAGCACAGGGCCCAAGAGACCGUAGAAUGAGGCUGUCCCUUCAAAUUGCGAGGAAAUUCUUCGACCUUCAAGACAUGCUAGGCUUUGACAAAGCUAGCAACACCAUCGAAUGGCUUCUCUCUAACUCAACCUCCGCAAUUAAGGAUCUCCAACACAGCUUAGCCAACAACAGCAACAACAACAGCGGGCAUAGGUAUGGUGGCAGUGUGUGUUGUGGGUCGACCGAGGGCGUGUCAGAGAUGAUUAGGGGUAAUAAUGGUGGUGGCGGAGCUGCAAAAGAAGGUGCUUUUAUGGGCACUCCCAAACACAAACAGAGCAGGGCAUUACGUAGGGUGGGCAGAGAGUCGAGGGAUAGGGCAAGAGCUAGGGCAAGGCAAAGAACAAUGUUGAAAAAAACAGAACAACCCAUUUCCAAUCUCCAAGAUGUAAGCUCAGUUGUUGAUGAUCUCUCGGAUUUUGCAUCAAUCCGAAGUAUUUUGUGA